AUGACAUUACAGGUUGAUGCAUGUCAGCCGGGUCAAGAUAUGGUUAUGGCAGCUGAUGUGAAGCCCAGUACAAGUAACGCUGCAAACACCUUACAAAGUGCCAUCGAUCGACGACCACUUUCCAGCAAAGGUCAGAUGGUAACAAUGUUUCGAAGUCAUCAUGCAAACGCAAGCCAGCCCUACCAAGAAAGCGACCGAGCACCAUGCACGACGUAA
Messenger RNA from Gongylonema pulchrum, 216 nucleotides. The record is from the annotation of a GenBank genome assembly. NCBI's taxonomy places the organism in Eukaryota, Metazoa, Nematoda, Chromadorea, Rhabditida, Gongylonematidae.